AUGCUGUCGCUGUUCUGUCUGGCAACCUUGCCCUCAUCGCGCGCCAUAAUGGUAUCGUUCGGCACCAACCAAGGCCCCAUAGUACCCAGACAGCCGAAGUCGACGGCCGCCCAAGAGCGCACCAUCGAGGCCAGGAGCCCGGCGCCGGUGUCGGAGAACCGGGACGACGUCCCCAAUCCCAACACCUACGUGCCCCCCGUACCGCGCCAGUACAGGACCAAGUUGUACGCGUACAAACCGGCGGCGAACCUGAUCCUGGGCACGCCGUUGGACAGGAAGUACACCCCGAACUCGAUACCCAAGUACCACUACUACAAGAAGCAGCUGCAGAAGUUGAACCUCGGGGUGGAUUACACCGGGCCGAACGUGUUCGAGCGGCAGGAGUACGAGUUUCUGCCGAAGACCGUGCUGAGUCCUUCGGUUAAGUACAACAAGCCGGUGUACUUGGUGCCUGUUCACAGGCAGGAUGACAGGUCCGUUCCUGAGAUAGGGGUGGUGUAUUCGUCGGGGGUGAGGUAUUACGUUCCGCAGAUUGUUGUAGUGGCUGCGCCUCAGGAGCAGUUGGGUAAUCCCAGAGAUGAGAAUUCUGUGUACGAUGUCGAAGAUCAGAAGUAUUAUCAGUAA
Phyllotreta striolata is the source of this 624-nucleotide messenger RNA. The record is from the annotation of a GenBank genome assembly. NCBI's taxonomy places the organism in Eukaryota, Metazoa, Arthropoda, Insecta, Coleoptera, Chrysomelidae.